AUGGCGGAGGUUCUCGGAACAGUUGUUGGAGUCGUCUCCCUCGGCAUCCAGGUGAGCUCGGCAAUCAGUGCAUACAUCGAAGGAGUCCAGUGCCGCAAAGACGAAGUUGAAUCAACCAUUCGGUAUCGGAGAUCCUUUCAACUGCUUUUAACACAGAUCGGCACGCUCACGGAUAAUCUUCCGAAGUCGUCAGUUCCAAGCACAAUAGCCCUGGAGGAAGCGUUGAAGGCCGCGAGUUCCCAAAUAUUACAACUUGAUUCAUUCUUGGGCAAGGUUCUAAUUCAUGACUCGCCUCUAUCAUUUACAAAAAAAAAGUUGUUCUACCCUUUCCGCAGGGACCAUUUGAGUUCACUGGACAAGAAGCUCCAAGCAAUAAACAUCGCUCUUCAAUCAGCGAUGCAACUGAUGGAACUGUAUGAAACCUGUGCCCUGUUGACGCUGUCACUGCUGACACUACGUAGGGAAAUUUCAAUGGCCACGCAAGUCUCUGUCUGCCAAGUUCAUGAAGAGACCUCAAUUGCAAACACGAUGCUGCUCGAUAUCAAGGCUGACAUCGCCCGGAGUAUUGCGCAAAAUCAAAGCCAUGAUCUGGCGAUUCAGAGCGACAUGGACGAGCUGAAGUCCAUAGUAGAAGCGCUUGUAUCUUCGAGCUCCGACACUAUGUUGACCAUGCAGAGAUUGACAUCAAACCCGGAUGUGCUUAAAACCGUCUGUUCUGGAAUCAGCGACGUUAAACCGAAUCACCCACUGUUUCAAAAGAAUGGAUCUUCUGACAGUAAAGUAUAUGACGAAGCAGAGAACGUCUAUACGAGCUUCUACUGUAAUUGCGAUACUCGACGCCGCCUGAAUCGCAAGGCAUGGCGGUCUGGGCCAGCCCUUUUAGUGAAAGAGGUAGCUGUCAAAAGACCCCAUCUCCCAGGAUGUCCAUUAACUGCCUGCAUUGAUGGACAAAGCAAAUGGACCGCCGAGUUCUCUGCAAACCUGUUUCGAGGGCUCGUUUCAGUAGCGAUAACAAUCACGACUUCAACGAUUCUUGGUGCAGGUGGCUUUUCGAUAUCGCCGUCAUUUACGUAUCUCUCUGUACGAAAUACCAGUCCUGCUCGAGAAGCCAUUCAUCUCCUCGGUCAAGCAUUCAAUGAGAGGGAGUGGAGCGCAAGGGAUUCCCACAACCUGAUGUGGCGUGCCAUCAGGACCAUUCAGACCAGCUUCAACUCCAGGACUUCAUCACCGUUUGACAUUGACAGCGAUGGGAAGACAUUACUACAUGAUGUACUGAUGAUUCAGAUCAACAAUAAUUCGGAAAUGCCGCGAAACGAGAUUUUGAAGUUUUUGGCCAUGGCUGGCGUUCCGCGGGAUCACCCGGACGGACGUGGAAUUUACCCAUUUCAAGCCGCCUUUGGAUCGAUGUUCUACCCGCAAUCUCCAACCCCAGAGACUCUACAGAUGCUCUGCCCAGAUAAUGGCCUGUUAAGUCUCGAUAUUCAACAGGCGGGGAGAGUGUACGAUGGGCAUCCAUCAGAACCGAUCGUACUGCGCAAUAUACCAGCCUUAAAACACGCUCUGGAUCGUAACACGUCUUUGUCGGAGUUGGCUACAUUCGAUGCGUUCGGCAACACUUCUCUGAAUCAUCUACUGUCCUGGCCGGAGGGAUUCAAGCUUGUGCUCGAUAGAUUUGGCAGAGGAGUGUUCGAUGCAUCCGGCGACGCCCUCACGCUGGAUUAUGCGUUGCUUUGGAGUGGUCGUAUUUGUACCAGUGAGCGAUCAACUUUGUGCCAGAGUGACUGCUCAUGUACGAAUGGACUUCGGCUCAUUAUGGAAUCUGACGUCGAAUGUAUUGCUAAAGCCACAAGCGGAAUUCUUUGGAUGAUUUCCGUACUAUACGCAUCCAACAGAGCUCGCGAGAUGGUCAUUGGGCGCCUUAAGGAGGCCAGACAGGAGUUGAAAGAGCUCGCGCUCCUGCUUUUGGCGCCUGAUGAAAUUGAGAAAUGGGACCUCCGGUGCUCCAAAGCAGUGUCAUUGCCGCACUCAAACGAAGGGGACAUGUCGUUCCGCGUCCGCUGGCAACCCAUCGACGAUCUAGGGAAGAUGAAAUGUGGUCAGUCUAUCUCAAUCUGGCUCAUUAUCGUUUCGACGGAGCCCCGGUGGCAGAAACAUUCUAUCGACAUGGUUUCUCUGAUGUAG
Colletotrichum gloeosporioides is the source of this 2181-nucleotide messenger RNA. RefSeq lists its product as uncharacterized. The record is from RefSeq and is a predicted model, not a curated record. The transcript is spliced from 5 exons. Lineage: Eukaryota; Fungi; Ascomycota; Sordariomycetes; Glomerellales; Glomerellaceae. The coding region runs from base 1 to 2181 and encodes 726 amino acids.